AUGGCCCCGGGAAAUUCCUCGCACCGCCACCUCCAUUAUCCCCCGCAUCUGCAACCCUCGGUUCUCCCGUACUCGCGCUGCCGGCACCUGCUGGCCCCCCAUCCCUGCCCCCUCCAUCAGACGCUGGGUGCACUGGCCUCUGUCCUGUCUAUCUGGGUGGUGACUGCAGCCCUCGUCUAUCUGGCGGCCGCCCGCAUCAUCAGCAACGACUACGAGAUCGAGGCGCGAGCCAUGCUGGCUACAUCGGCCUGCGCGGUCGGCGUCAAUCUCGUCAUGGCCUACAUCCUGCACCAGUCCCCUGCUGGCCAUGGCCAUGGCACAGGGGCCUACGAGAUGCUGGAGAGCUCUGUGGCCUGCCAGCCCAGCCGCAGGCCCCUGCCCGGCAGCACCAGUGUGCGGGCAGCCUUCGUCCACGUGGUGGGUGAUCUGCUGCAGAGCAUCAGUGUCCUCGUGGCUGCCACCAUCAUCUACUUCAAGCCCCAGUGCAAGAUUGCAGACCCCAUCAGCACCCUCUUCUUCUCGGUCUUCGUCCUCGGCUCCACCAUCACGAUCCUCAGAGACGUCUUCAGGGUCCUCAUGGAAGGGACGCCGCGGGGGCUGGAGUUUGAUGCGGUGAAGGAGGAGCUGCUGGGCACCAGCGGCGUGCGGGGCGUCCACGACCUGCACCUCUGGGCGCUGACGCUGAGCCACCCCGCCGUGUCGGUGCACGUGGCCGUGGAUGCCAGCGCUGAUGCCGAGAUGGUGCUGCAGGAGGUCACUGCCCGGCUCCAGAGCAGGUUUGGCUUUGCCUUGUGCACGGUACAGGUGGAGCAGCACCGGGAGGACGCAGUAGGUUGUCCCCACUGCCAAGACCCCCGAACCUGAGACCCCCACCUGCUGCUACAUUGGGCUAGACGUGGCCCGGGGCCCAGCUCCUUGUGCUAGAGCAGGGCAGCGCU
Ficedula albicollis (Collared flycatcher) is the source of this 938-nucleotide messenger RNA. RefSeq names its product solute carrier family 30 member 3 (gene SLC30A3). Gene Ontology annotation, molecular function: zinc ion transmembrane transporter activity. Gene Ontology annotation, cellular component: plasma membrane. Gene Ontology annotation, biological process: response to zinc ion; zinc ion transmembrane transport. The record is from RefSeq and is a predicted model, not a curated record. Lineage: Eukaryota; Metazoa; Chordata; Aves; Passeriformes; Muscicapidae. The transcript is spliced from 6 exons. Bases 1 to 864 code for a protein of 287 amino acids.